Molecule: messenger RNA, 2284 nt
Organism: Eupeodes corollae
Lineage: Eukaryota; Metazoa; Arthropoda; Insecta; Diptera; Syrphidae
Product: arylsulfatase B
Exons: 6
Coding region: 439-2160 (573 amino acids)
Source: RefSeq, a predicted model, not a curated record
UAUUCGAUAUCACUUCAGUGUGCUUAUAACAGUUUUUGAGGUUUUUUGUUAAUUUAUUAUUUGUGGAAAAAAACAUACACAAAAUUAAUGAAAAAUAAAUUGAGUGAUUUGUUGGUCCAAGAUAUGUAUUUAUACAAAAUAACAAGAUUUUUUUGUAAUUAUUUAUAAGUGCAAGGUUUCAAAUAAGUGAUUUGUGUGCAUAUAAACUAUAAAGACGUUCAUCUAUUAAAAUAUUGGGACAAAGUUAAGAAUUGUCUUGCUGAAUUACGAACAAAAAAUAGACACUAAUCGCGAAGAAAUACAAUUGUGAAUAUUAUUUUUUUUAAAUAGAAGAAGUUUUGAUAAAAACUAAUAUUAACAAUAAAUUGGUUUGUAGAGAAGAAGUCGAAAUAGAACUUAAUACCUCACGCUAUUCAAGCAAUACCAAGUAUAUUCACAAUGAAACUACCAAGUCUAAUGACGAUGACGACGAUGAUGAUGACGAUGGCACUAAUAGGCUUGACCUAUGCCAAUUCGAACCAAAAACAUUUUAAGCCACCAAAUAUUGUUAUAUUAAUGGCUGACGACAUGGGAAUCGAUGAUGUUAGUUUUCAUGGUCAAAAACAGCACAUAACUCCCAAUAUCGAUGCUUUAGCUUAUCAUGGAAGGAUGUUAAAUCAUCUCUAUACUCCACCAAUGUGUACUCCAUCCAGAUCAGCUCUUAUGACUGGCAAAUACCCAUUCCAUACAGGGACUCAACAUUUUGUCAUUGGAAACGAAGAACCCUGGGGUUUGCCAUUGAAUUUCACAACAAUUGCUGAAGUAUUUAACGAGGCAGGGUACGCAACAAAUUUGAUUGGAAAAUGGCAUUUGGGAUUCUCCGAGAAGGAAUAUUUGCCAACAUAUCGAGGUUUUGAUUCACAUUAUGGAUAUUUAGGUGGUUUUAUUGACUACUACCAACGCAUGGCGUUGAUGCCUCUUCCAAAUGCAAGUAUUGGAUAUGAUUUUAGAAGAAACUUAGAUAUUGACUGUGAUAUGGAGGGAACUUAUAUGACAGAUCUUCUAACAACCGAAGCAGAAACAGUAAUAGAAAAUCAUGACACAGAAACACCUUUAUUCUUGAUGGUUAAUCACUUGGCACCACAUACUGGAAAUGAUUUUGAACCGCUUCAGGCUCCCGAGAAUGAUAUUGAAAAGUUUAAGUACAUUCAAGAUGAAAAACGGAGAAUAUAUGCAGCUAUGGUUGCUAAGCUUGAUGAAAGUAUUGGAAACAUUACCCGAGCUCUUGACAAGAAGGAUCUCCUGAAAAAUACCAUCCUUAUCUUCUACUCUGACAAUGGUGCUCCAUCUAUUGGUCUAUUUUCCAACACUGGAUCAAACUAUCCAAUGCGUGGACAAAAGAAUACUCCAUGGGAAGGUGGUUCUCGUGUAGCUGGUGCCAUCUGGAGUCCAUUGCUGAAGAACCGCAAAUCAGUAUUCAAUCAAAAGAUGUCCGCCGUCGAUUGGCUACCCACCUUAGCCAGUGCAGCUGAUAUUCAACUUGAUCCAGAAUUGAAUGUCGAUGGGCUAGAUCUUUGGGAGGAAUUGUCAUGUGGCAUCACUAAACCUUUCAACCGUGAUAUUAUCCAUGUUCUAGAUCCUAUUUCCAAUGUAGUCUCGAUUAUAAGUGAUGGAUUCAAGUACAUAAAUGGAACAACGAUAAAUGGUCAGUUCGAUGGGGUGCUAACGACUAGAGGUGAAGAAGUAGAUCCCAGAGACAGUGACUAUGCCAAUACGGUUCUCAAUUCAUUAAGUAGCCAAAUUUUGGCAAAGUAUGAUUCAGUUCCGCUGACUGAAGGCGCUAUCAAUGCCCUACGUUCAGAGGGUGAAAUAAAGUGUCUAAACCCAAAGGAAAAAGCUAGCUGCAAUCCCUUGAAAGAAGAGUGUCUAUUCAAGAUCGACGAAGAUCCAUGCGAGGAGAAUAAUUUAGCUGAUGACCCUGAAUUCGAGUCAAUAUUAAGUGAAAUACGAACUACCAUAGAUAUAUACCGUUUAAGUGCUUUAAAACCUGCAAAUAAGGCCAGUUUGCCUGAUGGUGAUCCUAGUGUACAUGAUUGCAUCUGGACUUGGUUUGUAGAAUCACCAACAACAGAGAAAAACUCACAUUGUUCCUAUCAAAAUGCUCCAUGUCAACGAUAUUAAAUUUACAUGAAGACAUUUUAAAAACAAAAACAAGAAAUUCGAAUUUUUUAUCUCAAAAAUAAUUUAUUGUAUUGAUGUUUUUUUACAUUUAUUAUAUUUUUUAAAUAAACGUGAUUUAAGCUUA